Miniopterus natalensis is the source of this 849-nucleotide messenger RNA. It is a transcript of the gene THEM5, whose product is annotated as thioesterase superfamily member 5. NCBI's taxonomy places the organism in Eukaryota, Metazoa, Chordata, Mammalia, Chiroptera, Miniopteridae. Gene Ontology annotation, biological process: cardiolipin acyl-chain remodeling; long-chain fatty-acyl-CoA metabolic process. Gene Ontology annotation, molecular function: long-chain fatty acyl-CoA hydrolase activity. Gene Ontology annotation, cellular component: mitochondrial matrix. The record is from RefSeq and is a predicted model, not a curated record.
AGCCCGCAGCUCUUCUGCCCCCAUCCAAGUGCUCAGCCAUGAUACGAAGAGGCUUCCAAGAGGCAGCAAGACUCAGCCGCCACAGAGCCCUUCUUGGUGGCCCCCACAUUCUGCCCAGACUCAACCCCACCUCGGCAUUUGGAUCCUCCACAGACUCCCUGGUCUCAAGAUUCUGCCCAGAGAAGACAGAUUUAAAGGAUUAUGCCCUUCCCAAUGCCAGCUGGUGUCCGGACAUGCUGAGCCUGUACCAGGAAUUUCUGGAGAAGACCAAGGCCGAUGGCUGGAUCAAACUGCCUUCCUUCAAGUCCAACAGAGAGCACAUCCAGGGGCUCAAGCUCCCAUUCGGAUUAGCAGCUACCUCGGACAAAAGUGACUGGCGCAUCUUCACCAGGUGCAUCCAAGAGGAAGGACAAGGAUAUGAGUAUGUCAUCUUUUUUCACCCAUCCAAGAAGAAGUCUGUCUGUCUUUUCCAACCAGGCCCCUACUUGGAGGGGGCCCCAGGGUUUGCCCACGGAGGGUCCCUGGUAGCCAUGAUGGACGAGACCUUCUCUAAAACUGCCUACCUGGCUGGAGAGGGGCUGUUCACACUAAGCCUCAGCAUCAGGUUCAAAAACUUGAUCCCUGUGGGAUCUCUGGCUGUACUAAACGUUGACGUGGACAAGAUUGAGGACCAGAAGCUUUACAUGUCCUGCAUCGCCCAGAGCAGAGACCAGAAGACAGUCUACGCCAAGUCCUCAGGUGUUUUCCUUCAACUGCAGCUGGAACAGGAGUAAGAGUCAUGCUGCGUUCUGACUGUCCUAUCUGCCUGGGACCCCCUGCAGGGCAGGGAGGGCUGGGGGGAAGCAACUG